Molecule: messenger RNA, 756 nt
Organism: Puccinia triticina
Lineage: Eukaryota; Fungi; Basidiomycota; Pucciniomycetes; Pucciniales; Pucciniaceae
Exons: 4
Coding region: 1-756 (251 amino acids)
Source: RefSeq, a predicted model, not a curated record
AUGAGACUUCAAUUUAUUACCCUCCUCACAGUCCUUGUGACUCUGAUCUCCUGCAGUCGGGCUCUUGAAAAUUCGGCUAGUCAUUCGGAUCUCGACACCCGCGACAUCGACGACGGCUAUAUUAACCUUUCGGUGGGUGUUCGCAUGAAACGGGACGAAAGCAGCGCUUCGUCCAUAGAUAAACGCUCCGGAUCCCUUCCGUCUACACCACUUCUUCUCCGAAGAAACCCUGAAACCGGAAAGAUGGCCUGGCCUGGAAGCUUUUCCGAGGCGCUCACGAUGGCCAAGAGAGACAUACCCGAGAUGAUCAAGAGCUCCCUUCAACGUCGUACAGCGCGAGCUCGAAGAGCCAUGAAGGUUGUAAUCACCUGGUACACUGGCCACGAUCUUCUUUUCCCGUCUUGCUUUCCCGAUGACGCCAACUGGGCACCCACUGACGACUCCAUGGUGGCUGCAGUUACUAUUGAAUGGCCAGGAAAGCCCAAGUGCGGUUCGUUUGUCAGGAUUCACCACCACUCCAAGAAGUCCAAAUCCAUUGUUGUCCGUAUCGUCGACACCUGCGCCGGCUGCCCACCUGGACAACCCCAUCUUGACCUUACCAAAGCCGCUUUUGAGAAGCUCUACGAUGAAGACGUGGGUAUGGUCGCAGGAUUGAAAGCUAAAGUUAUUCCCUGUCCGUCCAAAUAUGAGAAUGACUGGAAUGACGAUGUGAUCGGCCGCUUUGGUCCUCAGCACCCCAUUGCCUCGAUGACCUAA